Molecule: messenger RNA, 1800 nt
Organism: Penicillium macrosclerotiorum
Lineage: Eukaryota; Fungi; Ascomycota; Eurotiomycetes; Eurotiales; Aspergillaceae
Product: fungal transcriptional regulatory protein
Exons: 5
Coding region: 1-1800 (599 amino acids)
Source: RefSeq, a predicted model, not a curated record
AUGCCACCUAUCGACAUCAGCACUUCCACCUCGCCCAAGCCGGGAAGCACAGCGACAAGCGCCCAUGAUUGUCUCAGAACCAUGGAGCCCAAAGCUCGUAAAGCAUGCAACGGCCUUCAAAAAUACUCAACCAUAUUUGUCUUCACAGUCAACUGUCGCAAGCAGAAGAUGAAAUGCAGAAUUGACCACGGCGUCAUCUGUCGCCGAUCGGGGUAUUGGAGGCUCAACAGCUUUGGCUCCGCCGGGGUCCCUGACGUGAUGAUCUCGAGCUUCUCCGUGGACAUUAUGCGUCGAGUCAAAGCCAUAGAAGAACACCUUGGGAUUUCAAGCCAUCCAAGCUCACCACAGGAGGCAGAGAUAGACGCAGAGGUAGACGUUAUCCAGCUUGAAGGGUUGCCAAGUGAGAGGCAGGAGUUUGAGCAUUUAUGGGAAGCCACAGCCUGUCUAGAGCACUGUACACCUAGUCAAUCCGAGCAGGGAUUAUGGCAACGAGACUUGAUCAAGCAUCUCUUUCAGACAUUCCAUGAAAAAAUGCCCGGUUUUCAUUUCCUUCCCGCCCAACAGCGAUGUUUAUCUCCAAACCCGCUUCUCCUUGCCGCCAUUCUUUAUUGCUCCAGCGUCCGUGGAACUGCCGACGUUGCUCCACUAGCACCGAAAUAUUUCUCGGUCCUAUGCAGCGCUAUAUCUCAGCUCACUGUUCCCAACAGUAUUAUUGGAACACCACCAAAAGAUCCAGCAAAUGCAGAAAAGUGGGCUUUUCAGACCGUAUUGGCACUUAUUUUGGCCGGACUACUCGCAGAGGCACGUGUACGUGAAACCGGUGUUUGGAUAUCGAUUGCCUACCGGCUUAUCCUCGAGAACUAUCCCUCUCUGGAAGAGCAGAAAGCCGGUGACUGGCGAAAACUCUUCAACGGCGUGCAAAUUGUAGAUCUUGAACAUGCCUCCUUGCAUCUGUCAUCGCCUGUUAUCCCCAUCGACCCUCCCAUUGCGCCACUGCGCACUUCUCAUGGCGACCAGCUGCAUCGUUUGUCUCGCAUGAUGCACGUGGGAUUGUCGCAUUUUACUGGUAGAAAGCUUCCCACAAUCUGGUCUUGCUUUACUGGGAAUGACUCGAGUGGUUUAGGCAUGACUCCAGUCUCGCAAUUUGGUUCACUAUCGCCCUUUACUGCAGUUGAUGGUGCAGUGAUUCGUGACUGGGCCAGGCGGCUCGAUGAGUGGCUUGUUGAGUUCACCAAGAACACACACGAUUCACAUGUUGACAGGAUAACUGUAUUCCGGCAAUAUGUGCUUCACAGACUUCUGGUCCUGUCUAUAUACCAUCCUGCCCGGGGAUGCAACCUGUAUUCCAAGAAUAUGACACCACACGAACAAUAUGAACUGCUACUUUCAGCCCGAGCAACUAUCAAACUGCACAAUGAUGAUAAAACAAUUUGGUCCAAUUGGGACUUGGUCAUGAUUACUUGGGCGGCCUUGAUCGUCUUGCAAGGGGUAGAGGGUGGGGUUGGAGAGCCUGAUGAUAUUACUAAUAUACGCGUCCAUUUGGAAACUUUGGCUGCCACAAAUGAGCCGAGGCCCAAUCUUCGUAGCAUCCUGGCCAUGCGGCUUGAAGAGGCAAUGAAUGGAAUCCAUACACCUAACCUUAAAGCUAUGCAAAGCCAACAAGAGCAAAAUGCAGCUUUUACACCAUCCCUGGAUCCCGGCUAUGAGUACCCAAUACAUAUUUUCAGUCAGGAAAUUUUAGGAGAGGUUUUGUAUCCUGUGUGGCCAGACUCUUCGGUGCAAAUUUCCGACAUGAUAUGA